UACCUACUAUACUUGUCCUUUUCUCCGUUGAUUUAUCGCUUUUUUCUAUAAUAUCCAAAGUGGCGUCUGUCCUCAGGUUACCGCUCUCCAGAAACCUUUUGAAGGUGAGCAGUAAACGAGCUGCCUUCUCAUCAUCCAGAUACAGUGCUCUCGGAACACGUUGGCUGUCUACCACGGUCCCGCGCACGAUGUCCAAUCCGGAGCCAACCGCCAUUCUGCAUGAGCGCCUGUCGAAGUACCCAGGUGAGCGUUACAGGGACGGUUGGGAAGAGCUCUGGAACCGUGGUGAUGUCCUUCCCUGGGAUAGGGGAUUCCCUAACCCAGCUCUGGAAGACACCCUGACGCAGGGUCGAGCCCUGCUUGGAAAGCCCGUGGAGACGAUAGAGGACGGAAUCAAGAGGAAGAAGGCCCUGGUUCCAGGUUGCGGGAGGGGGGUUGACGUGCUGCUCCUGGCCAGCUUUGGAUAUGAUGCCUACGGACUCGAAUACAGUGCCUCUGCCAUCGAGGCCUGCAAGCAAGAGGAAGCGAAGAAUGCAGACAAGUACCCGGUGCGGGAUCCGCAGAUUGGACGGGGAUCCGUGACAUUCGUCCAGGGCGACUUCUUCCAGGACGACUGGCUGGAGAAGAUUGGAGUUCCGCGCAACGGCUUCGAUCUGGUCUACGAUUACACGUUCUUCUGCGCACUGAAUCCAUCGAUGCGACCCAAAUGGGCUCUCCGUCACACCGAACUGCUGGCACCUGCACCGCGGGGUAAUCUGAUCUGCCUCGAAUUUCCGACACACAAGGAUCCUUUGGCACCUGGUCCACCAUUUGCCGCACCCUCGGACGCAUAUAUGGAGCAUCUCAGCUACCCGGGCGAGGAGAUACCGUAUGAUGAUAAAGGCCGGGUCAAGGCCAACCCCCUACGGCCCGCAAGCGACAACGGAAUGGAACGAGUAUCCUUCUGGCAGCCCGAGCGGACACACGACGUGGGUAAGGACGAAUCUGGAGUAGUGCGAGACCGCGUUUCCGUGUGGCGUAUGCACUGAUUAAGAUAAACCGUCGAUUGGAUACCUUGGCUGCACUCGAAAUCGAGUUGUCGCGAUUCUCUAUGAAA
Messenger RNA from Paecilomyces variotii, 1096 nucleotides. Its product is annotated as putative thiol methyltransferase. NCBI's taxonomy places the organism in Eukaryota, Fungi, Ascomycota, Eurotiomycetes, Eurotiales, Thermoascaceae. Gene Ontology annotation, molecular function: S-adenosylmethionine-dependent methyltransferase activity. The transcript is spliced from 2 exons. The record is from RefSeq and is a predicted model, not a curated record. The coding region runs from base 189 to 1028 and encodes 279 amino acids.